CUGCCAGGACCAGCAGAACGCUUUGCGCCUUUUUUCGUUGUCUCCAACUUCUGUGCACCAAACUUCGACCUAAAAUGAAACUAGAUAUCUGUUUUAAUGGCUGCAACCACGGCAUGAAAAGGUCAAAUCAUACACCUGCCCACGAGGGCUAUUUUAAUCAAGGGAAUAGAUGCCGCGCAACGACCUUCAAACGGGAUUACCGAUGUAUCGUGAGUGCGGCAUUUCACGAUAUGCCCCAGACCUGAGAGACGUGCCGCAUAAACGACACAUUCUCCCGACGAAGCUCUUAAUCGGUGCUCGAAGUUUUGCUCCUCAAAGAAUAAAAAUUAUCUACCAACAGUGCACAUAUUACAAAAGUAAUAUGUUUGAAACGGCGCAAAUGCACAUUGCGGUAGCGUUUAGAAUCCCUGUAUAAAGAGCGUGUCGAGAGCUCUUUUUCCCCGAAGUCCACAUUUGUGCUGAAAUGAGCUGCCUCUACGAACCGCGUGUUUCUGGCGGGGAUGGUGGCAGCGGCGUCGAAGGAAAUUGCCGUGCUCGGAGCAGGAAUCGAAACAGUGACAGCACAAUGGACGAAUUCGACAAGGCCAGCACAGUGGCCCAGGCGGAUGAAACGGAUUGCAUAUCUCCAGGCACGCUGGCCGAUCUAGACCCGGAUCCGGACACCGUGGCUGACCGGACCGAAAAGAAUGACGAGUUUACUCAUCUUUGCGCCUUCCGACACAAGGUAUACGAUGCCAUAGCAGCCCUGAAUGAUGAAAGCUUCGACAAGCACAUGGCCCGACUGCUAAUGCACUACGAGAGUGCCAUUCGAGAGGAGUUUGAGGUGGCCCAGUUGUCACCGCCGCGAUGCCGCAAACUUGCCCGUGUCCUUAUCAGCCUUACUGACGUUAUCCACACAAUGGCCCAAGGUCGGACGCAACGUCAGGAGGAGGCCUACCGCCAGCGCAUGUGCCAUAUAAUGGGUUUCUACAUAUCCUGCGAACUGUGCGCCGCCCAAGAACCCGUUGAAACUGAACAAUGUGUCAUCAACAGGAUCAGCACCUGCCUGAAGCUCUACGUGGAGUACGGAGAGGGUGGCGCUGGGGCCCACCGAGAGUAUGUGCUGCGCACACUUCUCGCCGCCCCGAAGCUCUUCAACAGGGCCAGCAUUUUAUCUGUACUUUACAGCCGUCUAUUCCGUCACUGGAAAAUGCCUAGCAUUAUGCUACAAUCGGAGCUGCCGGAUAAAUUGUACAUCGAAUACAUACUCAUAUUCUACUACUGGCAGCGCCUGGAGCCAGACAAUGCCAUCAAGGAGCGCAUCGUGGACUUUGCCGACAAGUUUAUGAGGCCUUCCAAGUCGCUGGCCAUGAGUAGUAUGUACGCCAACUACCUGCCCAAGUACACAGCCCAGAAUGCGGCAACCCGCACCAUUUUGGAAUACCUGCGACUCAGCAGCUGUGCAGGUCUUCACGUGGCCAGCAAGGUGGACAAUCGUCUGCCACAGUCCGAUGAAGUGAUACUCAGUUCAGAUGACGAGGACAGCUGCCCGCUGUGGGAUAGCAUGGGAGCUGCCCCAGCACCGACUGUGAACAAUCAUCCGCCCAUUUUUCUUCAGAAUCUCUGCCAAAAAGCUCGCAAAAUGGAGCCGUGCAAGCGGGCCACGGCUCUGUUCAGCGGCAUCGACAACUCCAUCGAAAUCGUCGAGUUGCGCGACUCCGACGACGAAGUGGAGAUGUUCUCAGUUAACUUCAAUGUGCCAGCCAACGUGGAUGGGAAUACUUCGAAUUCCAACUCAAACGACGCCAAUCAGAUCACAACGAUACUCGUGGAGGACGAUUCCAUGGCCGUCACCCGCAUCUAUCCCAGUAAUCUGCGAACCUACGAGAGAGCGGUGACCCUGGCUCCGUCCCCCACCUACACAAUUCCGAGAAUUGUGAGCAGCUACAGCUGCCGCAGAGAUAGUCUUCACUUGGUGUCCACAACAGCUCCCCAUCUCGUCGAUCAGGGCGUGCAGACGGCGACGCACCAGGACGAGCAGGACAACGAGAGGAGUGAUGUUGAUCAGAUACACGCCCGGAACCGAAACUUCCACUUUAUGACAGGCCGAAGGACCAGUUUCAGCAGUGGCAGUGGAUCAAAUACUCCCUUGCAUCACAGCCGGCACUCCUCUAGUCAGAACAGCCACUGCAGCGAAACGUCGCUGACGAAGAAACAGGUCACCUUUAGUCCCCAGCACCUGGGGGCCACUGCGUCCAGCGCCAAGGCAGGUGCUCUCAAAAAACCAGCCAUCAAGCGUUACAAGACGACGACGCCAGCUGAUCGUUUGGAAGCUCUUCGUCAAACAACGCGCAGGGACCACUUCCAGGCCAGUGCGCAAAUGUUUGCCAAACUGGAGGCGAAGAAGAUCAAGCAUACUCGAGAGUACCCGCCAAGUCAGUUGACGCCAGCCACGACGAACUCAUCUAGUGGCACUCCUCCCCGUAAUGGUGUCUCUCCCCAAAAGCAGAAAGUGGUUCUUCCCACACCGCCAGCAUCAACGCACAGUUCAAACAGUCCCUGUCAGAUACAAAGAGCCUCCACCGACACGCUCAGCUCCAUUGAUCAGGAGAAGCUAUGUUCCCAUACCAAGGACUAUGACUUCAGCCGCCAAUUCCCAAAGGUUGCGAUCAAAAAUCAAGUGAAGUUCUACAACCAGCUGCUGAGUAUUCAGCGUGAGAAGAUCCGGCGGCACAGAUUGAAGACAAAGGCCAAUCGGGAGAUGGAGGCGAAGAUCGAUUACCGGAAGCUCAAAAGGCAGGCUGAGAAGCAGUGCCGGCAGCUGCGAAAAUUGAACUCGAAGCGGCGAAAGGAGCUGAGGCAGUUGGAGCACAAUCUGACCAUUAUCAGGAACUGUGCUAUUGAUAGCUAUCCUAUUGUAAGACUGAAACGAUGUAAUCUUAAGAGCUUCGAGUUGCCUGCGGAUUCAAAUCAGAAAACGCAGAAGCGACAGGAGAACAAGCAGGAAGAGACUCCAAAGAAGGAGAAUCAACUGAGGAACAAAGAAAGGCUUUUGUUGGAGAAGAAGAAAAAGCCUGAGAAAGCAAAAAAGAAAAAGGAGACAAAGGAUUUAAAAGAGAAAAUCCCAAAAAAGAAAAGGAAAAGUCUGGAAGUGUCGGAUGAGAAGAAAAAGUCCAAAUCGGAGAAAGCUAAAAAGAAAAAAAAGCACCUGAAGGAGAAAACAAAGAGCUUGGAAGAGCCUCUUCAAGUGGAUAAAAGGGAUCGGCUACGAACGGCAGAUAAAUCGAAAGAGAUUAAUGAAAAGCCAAAAACAGAAAAAGCAAAAAAGAAAAAGAAACCGUCGAAGGAAAAGCCAAAACGUUUGGAAAAGCACAUCCCAACCGAGGACGUAGAAGAACGGCGAGAAACUGCAGAAGAAUUCCAAGGGGAUCAUCGGUUGGAGGAGCAGAAAUCGAUUGAAACCCAAAAGCAACUGCCGCAGAAUCGCAAGCGACGAAAGCGGCGAAGGGCUCAUUCUGCUUGGUCGCAUGUGAAGAGCCGAAAAAAGAGACAUCCUCAAAGUGUCCUCAUGGACCAUCCAAUAGAGGAGUUACACGAAGAUUCCAUACCGGAAAUAGAGCCGGUAGCCGAAGAACCCGAACCAGUUGCAGAGAAAGUGCCAUCGCCCAUUUUCGAAGAGCAGGACCAGGACAUGAUUCCCGACGUGGGAAAUGAACUGGAGGUUCCACCCGCCAUUCUAGAGCCGGGAGAGGAGGAAGAGGAUGAAACCAGUAGACUUCUCAGACCCGCUAACGAUCUCGAUCAGGUUACCAGCCAUGUGCCCGUGUACUUGCUCAACGGCGAGAGCCGUGAUGUCAGCACUCCCCUGCCCAGCAGCCAGUUAAGUGCCAGCGAUGGAUCGAAUUAGAUUAGAUUAGGAGACGCCCAGUCACGCCACCCACCAAGCCCAGUUCUAGUUCCCACGCACUCUUGGCCAGCAAUAGUAUUUAUUUUGUGCUUUCUUUUAGCGAUCUGCCUGAUGCCUGACCCAGUGUUGAUGCACUGCACCUUAAUUUAGAUUUGUUGUAGCCAAAUUGUUGAAUAUUUUAUUAUUUUUUAUUUUUUAUUUUACGGCCUCUUAUGCAAUCAACCCUAAUUCUCAAUGAACUCAACGCGUACCAAAUCCCGACAUAAUCCCGUGUCAAUUUGAAUGAAAUUAUACAUAUAUCUGAUUAUAAAAAUAUAAAAUUAUUAGUGUAUUUUAAGUAAUUCAAAAAAUUAUAUAAGCAGCAACUGUUUAA
This is a messenger RNA of Drosophila ananassae, 4259 nucleotides long. RefSeq lists its product as uncharacterized. The transcript has 6 exons. Lineage: Eukaryota; Metazoa; Arthropoda; Insecta; Diptera; Drosophilidae. The record is from RefSeq and is a predicted model, not a curated record. Gene Ontology annotation, cellular component: MSL complex. The coding region runs from base 464 to 3886 and encodes 1140 amino acids.